AUGGGCAGCGUGGGUAGCGGGGUGGCUGGCGAGCAGGAGUUCGCCAUGAGGAGCGUGGGCACCCGUACCCAAAACAGCCUCCCUCGCGGGCCACCGCCAACGCGCCGCGGCCUGGAGGACCGCAGCUACAGCACCGAGCGCCCAGCCCCGCCCACCGGCUCUGAAAGCACGGCCUCCAGCGACGAGCGGACCUACACCACGGACCGGACCGAGCGCACCUUCACCACCGACCGCACCUACGCCACCGACCGCACCGAACGCACCUUCGCCACCGAGCGCACCUUCACCACCGACCGCACCUACACCUCCGACCGCACCUACACUACUGACCGCACAUACACCACCGAACGCACCUACACCGUCGACCAGCCCCCGCUGCCCAACGAUGGCCCAGCGCCCAACGGUGAGCGCCCUGUCGCCAACAGCAACCGCCCCGUCGCCAACAGCAACCGCCCCGUCGCCAACAGCAACCGCCCCGUCGCUAAUGGCAACCGGCCGGUCUCCAACGGCAACCGUCCGGUUUCGAACGGUAACCGCCCUGUUGCCAACGGCAACCGACUGGUCUCCAAUGCCCUGUUCCUGAAUGGAGUGGGCCGUCGGGAGGUCCCACCGCUGGGGGCCAUCGGCCUGGACAUAUGCGGGAACAACGUGGUGCUGAACAACGAGAAGAACAGCAGCGGGCCCCCCCCACAGUACAGGGCCCCCCCCACGGCCAAGCUGGACAACAACAACCCCCCGAAAAUCCUGCCUGUGUCUGGCAAGCUGGAACAGAACAAUGACGGGUUGGUACGUCCCUCUGCCUUUAAGCCAGUGGUGCCCAAGAGCUUCCACUCCAUGCAGAACCUGGUGUGCCCGCCCCACACAGGGGGGGGUGGGGGCCGGAGCGCUGGAGGGAACGGCGGCCCUGGGGCUCCCGGGGGCCACAGAGAGCCGGACAGUCCCGAGAGGGGAAGAGCUGGGGGUCGGGGCGGAGGACCAGGGGGACUCUCCGACUCGGGGAGGAACUCCCUGACCAGCCUGCCCACGUACGCGGGUUCGGGGUCGGGGUACGGACCCCCCCACCCGCUGGGGCCCCUCAGCGCCUCCACCAGCCACAUCAACAGACUGGGCACCACCGCCCUCGACAAGCCCGGCUACCAGAACGGCCUGAGUGCCUCCGACAGCGGCCGCUCCUCAUCCGGGAAGAGCUCCUCCUCCUACCAACGCCUCAGCCACCUGGGCGACGCCCCCGGCCCCCUGCGCCCCUCCCCCUCCUCCGACGACAUCAUCCAGGACCUGGAGGACCGGCUGUGGGAGCGAGAGCAAGAGGUGCUGCACAUGCGACGGAACCUGGACCAGAGCGAGGCGGCCAUCGUGCAGGUGUUUGAGGAGAAGCAGCGCGUGUGGGAGCGCGACAUGGAGGAGCUGCGGCAGAACUACGCCGCGCGGCUGCAGCAGGUGGCCCGACGCGCCCAGCGCACGCAGCAGGCCCUGCAGGCCCAGAUCGCACGGCUGCAGCAGGACAAGCGUCGCCUGCAGGACGAGAUCGCCGCCCUGCUGGCCCACCGCGAGGAGCUGGAGCGCAAGUGCCUGGACUACAGGAAGGAGCAGGCCGACAUCCUGCCCCGCCUGGAGGAGACCAAGUGGGAGGUGUGUCAGAAGGCAGGGGAGAUCUCCCUGCUGAAGCAGCAGCUGAGGGAGAGCCAGUCGGAGGUGACCCAGCGGGCAGGGGAGAUGGUGGCCCUGCGGGGCCAACUGAAGGAGCUCAACGCCCAGCUGAAGGAGAGGGAGGAGACCAUGCUGGGCCUGAAGGACUCCUACAGCAGCAAGGGCCUGGAGCUAGAGCGCUGUGAGGGGGAGCUUCAGAAAACACUGACUGAGGUGUCCCUCCUAAGGGACAAGCUGGGCGUGUUUGAGGCGGAGGUGGUGGGACUGAAGCGAGCUCUGGGGGAGCUGAGCGUGGGCGGGGCUGCAGCUGGGGCAGGGGGCGGAGCCCGGGCGGCGGGAAGGACCCGGGGGGGGCUGCCCUCCCCCCACAUCCCCGCGGAGACCGCCCCGCCCCCGCCGCCGGCCCCGCCCCCGCCCUCGGCCCUGCCCCCGGGCCCGCCCGCGGGCGACGCCCUGCUGAGCCUGCAGUCGGACGAGGCCAAGGUGCAGCGGCAGGAGGCGGGGGGGCUGCGCCGGCAGCUGGAGCGUCUGCAGGGCGAGCUGCGUCUGGAGCGGCAGCAGCGGGAGCGCCAGGCGCACACCUUCGCUCAGGAGCGGCACACCUGGCAGGGGGAGAAGGAGCGGGUGCUGCAGUACCAGGCCCAGCUGCAGGUCAACUACGUGGAGAUGCUGCAGAAGAACCAGGCCCUGGAGCAGCGCAUGGGCCAGCUCAACACCAAGAUGGUCACUUCUCCGACCUCACCUCCGCCUGCCCUCCCGCCCCUCGCUCUCGCCCUCCCUCUCUCCCUCUCCCCGCCCCCUGCCACCGAGGACAAAAAGCCCCCCGCCAUGCACCAGCUGGCGCCGCCCUGGCCCACCCCGACCCGCUUGGAGAGGAUCGAGUCCACGGAAAUCUAG
Molecule: messenger RNA, 2544 nt
Organism: Conger conger (European conger)
Lineage: Eukaryota; Metazoa; Chordata; Actinopteri; Anguilliformes; Congridae
Product: leucine zipper putative tumor suppressor 3-like
Exons: 6
Coding region: 1-2544 (847 amino acids)
Biological process (GO): regulation of dendritic spine morphogenesis
Cellular component (GO): dendritic spine
Source: RefSeq, a predicted model, not a curated record